AUGGCCCCGACACUCGAAUUCGACGAUGCAGACACGUUGCCAGUAUUUGAUAUCAAGACUCCUAUCAAACAGGCACCCCCAAUCACCUCAUCAGACAUAUCCAUACACACCGAUUUACUCACCGACUCGUCCAUCCAGGACUCGGACACCCAUCCAGCCUUGGACCCCGACGACGACUUCAUCAACACCGACACCGACAUCACCAACACCACCACCAACACCAACCUCCUCCCCUCCCCCUACCACGUCCUCCACCACUCCGCCGCGCCCACCGCCUUCGACCCACUCCGCUUCGACGCCGCCGCCUCCAUCCAACUCACCCCCUCCACCCCCUCAACACCCCUCUCCCCCUACCUCAUCUCCUCCCCCUACAACCACCCCCUCCACCUCCUCGACCUCCGCACCCUAGACCUCCAAUGCGCCCUCUUCGCCCGCGCCCUCACCACCCUCCGUCCCACCCGCCCAGACUACGCCACCGCACCCUACGGCGCCUCUCUCAACUUCCACGACGUUCUCGCCACGCUGCGCCGUCUCUGUGCUGAUGCUACCCCAGCAGGCCACGUGUGGACGACGCAAGCGUUCUAUCUCGUGGUGUUUCGGUCGCGGCUGCGUGAGGUCGUGGACGAGGAUUUCUUGUACGAGGUCGAUGCGAUGAGUCAUCGGGAGGCGACAAGGAGUGGUGGGUUGCUGAAGUAUUGGUUUGGGAAGCCGGAUGCGGAGAGGCGGAAUCUUGCGACUUGUCUCUGGCGUAAUCGCGAGGACGCGCGACUCGGUGGACGCGGGCCGUGGCAUGCCAAGGCGCGCCGUGCGGGGCGUGACUUGUAUGAGAUGAUCGAGUUUGAGACGUACUCGUUUGUGGUUGGCGAUGGGGCGGAGGAGUGGCGCAUCGAGGAGUAUCAGGACUGA
This is a messenger RNA of Pseudovirgaria hyperparasitica, 906 nucleotides long. RefSeq lists its product as uncharacterized. The transcript is spliced from 2 exons. The coding region runs from base 1 to 906 and encodes 301 amino acids. NCBI's taxonomy places the organism in Eukaryota, Fungi, Ascomycota, Dothideomycetes, Acrospermales, Acrospermaceae. The record is from RefSeq and is a predicted model, not a curated record.